Selaginella moellendorffii is the source of this 1964-nucleotide messenger RNA. Its product is annotated as U-box domain-containing protein 25. NCBI's taxonomy places the organism in Eukaryota, Viridiplantae, Streptophyta, Lycopodiopsida, Selaginellales, Selaginellaceae. The record is from RefSeq and is a predicted model, not a curated record. Gene Ontology annotation, biological process: protein ubiquitination. Gene Ontology annotation, molecular function: ubiquitin protein ligase activity. The transcript has a single exon. Bases 324 to 1628 code for a protein of 434 amino acids.
UAUUUCCACCCCUUUUUUCCACAGGCUUUUCCCUUAGGGUUCUUCCACUCUUCUCCUUCCUUCCACGAGCGCGAGCAGCGAUCUUUUGCGCUACUCCACUCCUACCGCGUGUGUGUGAUCUUGGGGAUUCCUGGCAAGAAGCCCAGCCCAGGAUCGUUAAAUGCAGGCAAAGAUCUCCGAGCGUUUGCGACUCGGGUUUGGAUUUGGGGCCAUCGACCAUCGCCACGCUCGGCAAAAGGGGGGAUUUGGAUCGAUCGCGGGCGUGGGCGGUGCUCGUUCUUGAUGAUCGGAAAGUGGGUCGCCCCCAAAUCACCGUCCGCGAAAUGGGUCUCGACGAGCAGGAGGAAACGCUGCGCAAGCAUCACCCCGAGGUUCCAUCGCACUUCAAGUGCCCGAUCUCGCUGUGCCUCAUGGCCGAUCCCGUGAGCGUGUGCACGGGCAUCACCUACGAUCGCUCCAGCAUCGAGAAGUGGUUCCAGGAGGGCCGCCGGACGUGCCCCGUGACGAUGCAGGAGCUCCACUCCCACGAGCUCAUCCCCAAUCACACGCUCCAGAGGAUCAUCCACGGCUGGUGCGCCGCGAAUCGAUUCCAGAGUGGCGCACGGGGCGAUCGCGAGCAGCCCAUGGAUCUCCGCGAGGCGCAAGUGCUCGUCGCCCAGCUGCGAAUCCCCCGCUCGCGCCCCGAGGCGGUGAAGCGAUUGAUCGCGAGGAGCCAGGAGGAGAGGAGCAAGAAGCUCUUGAUCCGGGCGGGGCUAGCGCCAGUGCUGGUAUCGUCCUUCUCGGAGGAUCAAGGCCAAGAGCAAGACGAGGAAGACUCGCAAGCCCAGAUCCUCUCCCUCCUCCCGCCGCUCAUCGCGAAUCUCGACGAGCCCUCUCGCAAGGAGCUACUCUCCCCGCGCAAUCUCGCCGCCAUCGCCCGGCUCCUCCAGAGGGGCGAUCUCCACACGCGGGUCUCGGCGGCGGCGCUGAUCGAGGAGCUGUGCUGCGCGGACAAGGAGGCGCGCGGCGCGGUCGGCGCCACCGCGGGGAUCUUCGAGGGAUUGGUGCGCCUGGUGGGUGAAGAUCACUCCCAGCGGCGCCACCGCCCAGCGAUCCGGGGGAGCCUCCGCGCGGUGCUGGCGGUGUGCCCGCCGCUCAAGAACAGGGUCCGGCUGGUGGAGACGGGCGUGGUGGCGCCGCUGGCGGAGCUUCUCGUGGAGGCGGACAAGGUGACCACCGAGGCGAUCCUGGCGGCGCUGGAAUGCCUGUGUGGCUGCGCCGAGGGGCGUGCGGCGGUGGCGCGGCACGCGCUGGCGGUCCCGGCGGUGGCGCGGAAGCUGUUCAAGGUGUCGGAUAUGGCGACCGAGUACGCGAUCGAUGUGCUGUGGGCGGUUUGCAAGUAUUGCCCGGAUGAGAUCGUCAAGAGGAGGAUGGUGGAGGUGGGUUUGUUCCCCAAGCUCUUCUUCUUCCUCCAGAUAGGGUGUAAUCCAAGGACCAAGCACAAGGCCGGGGAUCUGCUCAAGCUUCUUCACAGGGCUUACAGGGAAUGCAUCGAUGGGAGUGGCAGCAACAACGAUGGCGCUGGCGGUGAUAGCGGCAAGAACAGGAACAAGGAAGACAACACUUGCCUCCUCACAGCUGCCGCGUGAUCUUCUUCCUCUCUUUUGCUCGAUUCGAUUGCAGGAGUUUGCGAAGAUCAAAGUUUUGGGGGGCCGUGGUUUUUUACUUUUGAUCUUCAUGGGCUCGAAGAACACAAGAGGAAGGUCGAUUGUGGCUGGAGCUGUGUACAUAGGUGGGGGGAUCACAUUGUUUGUGAUUGCAAGGAGCUUCAAAAAAUUUUGGUGAUGGAGCAGGUUUUCUGGAUGGGAUUCCUGUGCUUUCUUUUUCUCCUUUGUAUAAAAAGAGGAUGGUGAACAAGAUUUUUCAGUGGGCUGGCGGUGCCCUUUGAGAACGUAUGAAUCAAUCAAUCAAUCAUUCACAAGCAA